Danaus chrysippus (African queen) is the source of this 2382-nucleotide messenger RNA. The record is from the annotation of a GenBank genome assembly. Lineage: Eukaryota; Metazoa; Arthropoda; Insecta; Lepidoptera; Nymphalidae.
AUGUCGGGAAUAGCUAAAACGUCAGUUUUGGUCGAGGAGGGUGGAAAUCAGUGUAGAAAACGUUCUAAUAUAAGUGCCAGCAGCGAUCAGUGUAGCAAAAGAUCAAAAUUUGACGAUAUGAGUUCUAACGAAAAGAAAUCUAACUUCUCAAUGCUCAAUCCCAACGUUAAUGGCACAAUCAAAAUGACAACGUCGUCCAUGAACAAACCUGGCGCAACAACAAAGAAACUAGUUAUUAAAAACUUUAAAAGUAAACCGAACCUUCCGGAAAACUAUCAAGAGACAACAUGGAGCAAGUUACGAGAGGCUGUUAUAGCUAUACAGACGUCGAAGGCAAUCGCCUACUCCUUAGAAGAAUUAUAUCAAGCAGUUGAAAAUAUGUGUAGCCAUAAGAUGGCGUCUCAAUUAUAUGUUAAUUUGACAAACUUAGUUGAAGCCCAUGUGAAGUCAAACAUUGAGCAGUUUCUAUCCGAGAGCAUGGAUCGUCAAGUGUUCCUCAAGCGUAUGGACGACUGUUGGCGAGCUCACUGCCGACAGAUGAUCAUGAUCAGAAGCAUCUUCUUGUACCUGGAUCGGACUUAUGUUCUCCAAAACCCUAGCAUACAUUCUAUAUGGGACAUGGGUCUGGAUCUGUUCCGGCAUCACAUAGCUAUGAACACUCUGAUACAGACUCGCACUGUCGACGGACUGUUGACACUGAUAGAACGGGAACGAGGGGGUGACGCUGUGGACAUCUCCCUACUGAAGAGUUUAUUGAGGAUGCUGUCCGACCUGCAGAUAUACCAGGAUGCCUUUGAACACAAAUUCCUUCAAGCCACAGAGCGUCUGUACUGUGCGGAGGGCCAGCGUCUCAUGCGUGAGUUGGCCGUGCCUCAGUACCUGGCUCACGUGGAGAAGAGACUCAGGGAAGAGAACGAACGGCUGUUACACUAUCUGGACCCCUGUACCAAAUGGCAGCUCAUCCAUACAGUUGAGCGUCAGUUGUUGAGUGAACAUGUUAGCGGUGUACUUAGUAAGGGGCUGGAGUCUCUUAUGGAUGGCCCUCGUCUCAGAGACCUCGCUACAUUAUACUCACUGUUCAGUAGAGUUAAGGACGGACUCACUGAACUGUGUAGUCACUUUAAUGCAUACAUUAAGAAAAAAGGUCGAACAAUAGUGAUUGAACCGGAGCGUGACAAGACAAUGGUAGCUGAACUAUUAGAGUUUAAAGAACAACUGGACAAUGUAGUGAGCACGUGCUUCCAAAGAAACGACCGGUUCCUGUACUCCAUGAGAGAGGCCUUCGAACACUUCAUCAACCAGAGACAGAACAAACCCGCUGAACUUAUCGCAAAAUUCGUCGACCUUAAACUAAGAGCCGGCAACAAAGAGGCGACGGAGGAGGAAUUAGAAAGACUGCUGGACAAAAUAAUGGUUUUAUUCCGUUUUAUACACGGGAAGGAUGUGUUUGAGGCAUUCUACAAGAAGGAUCUAGCAAAGAGGUUGUUAGUUGGCAAGUCGGCCUCCGUAGAUGCUGAGAAGUCUAUGUUAAGUAAAUUGAAGCAGGAGUGUGGAGGGGGCUUCACAUGCAAGUUAGAAGGAAUGUUCAAAGAUAUGGAACUGUCGAAGGAUAUUAAUAUUACAUACAAGCAGCACUUAUCAGCGAGCAGCGAGUGCGGCGGUCUUGAACUAUCCGUGUACAUCUUAACGAUGGGCUUCUGGCCGACGUACGCGGCGGUGGAGGUGCGUCUGCCGGGCGAGCUGACCCGCCACCAGGAACACUUCGCCAAGUUCUACCUGGCCAAGCACUCGGGCAGGAAGCUGCAGUGGCAGGCCACGCUGGGGCACUGUGUGCUCAGGGCGCACUUCACACAGGGUAACAAAGAACUACAGGUGUCGUUGUUCCAAGCGCUGGUCCUGUUACUCUUCAAUGAUGGAGACAAUCUCUCAUUUGAAGACAUCAAGACUGCCACUAACAUUGAGGAAGGCGAGCUACGCCGGACCCUCCAGUCUUUGGCGUGCGGCAAGGCGCGUGUGUUGAUGAAGACUCCUCGAGGACGCGACGUCCAGGACCGGGACCACUUCGCGUUCAACGCGGACUUCACCAACAAGCUGUUCCGCAUCAAGAUCAACCAGAUACAGAUGAAGGAGACCAGCGAGGAACAGAAGGCGACCGAGGAGCGAGUGUUCCAAGACCGUCAGUACCAGAUAGACGCGGCCAUAGUCCGGGUCAUGAAGAUGAGGAAGGCUCUCUCACACAACCUGCUCAUCUCCGAACUAUAUAACCAGCUCAAAUUUCCCGUCAAGCCAGCGGACCUCAAGAAGCGUAUAGAGUCCCUGAUUGACCGCGACUACAUGGAGCGAGACAAGGACAACCCCAACCAGUACAACUACGUCGCGUAA